This is a messenger RNA of Prorocentrum cordatum, 633 nucleotides long. The record is from the annotation of a GenBank genome assembly. NCBI's taxonomy places the organism in Eukaryota, Dinophyceae, Prorocentrales, Prorocentraceae.
AUGGCUACGGUCGGCUGCCAUGCCGCCCCCGAGGCGGCGGAGCAGCUCCGCGGCACGGAGGCCCUCUCGCUGUGGCCCGCGCGGCGUGCGCGGCGGGCCGCGGCGAGGCAAGCGGCAGACGGGAGGCUGGCGGCUGCCUUUGCGCGCAUCGUGGAGCUGGAGGGCGAGCUACGUUGUGCGCGGGCGGCGGCCGCGGCUCCCCCGGUUCCUGCAGCUGCUGACUUCGAGGCCCGCGUCCUGCACGAGGUCGAGCUGCGGUUGCGCUUAAUGGCGCCGUGCAUCAGCCACGGGGUCAGGGCCGCCAUGCACGAGGAGGAGCAGGGGUGCGAGGAGAGCCGAGGGGCCCCCCCUCCUGCUCCCAGCUCGCUGGACGUCGGCAGGCGUAACACGGCGGCCCACCACUUCCGAGUGCAGGCUGCCGACAUCGCCAAGAUGGGCCAGCAGGAGCUCAACGCGGUGCAGCGCGAGGCGCGCAGGGCUGGCCCCCGCAGGUCUGCUCGGCGUACGCGGCGCGACCGCCCAGGAGGACAGCUACGGCAAGUGCGCGGCGCUGCUGGCCGCGGACGUGCUGAUCUUCCUUCUCGCACGGCUGGUGCUGCCCUUCUUCACCGCCGUGUGCCUGCCCAGCGCUAG